This is a messenger RNA of Puccinia graminis f. sp. tritici CRL 75-36-700-3, 1602 nucleotides long. RefSeq lists its product as uncharacterized. The transcript has a single exon. The coding region runs from base 1 to 1602 and encodes 533 amino acids. The record is from RefSeq and is a predicted model, not a curated record. NCBI's taxonomy places the organism in Eukaryota, Fungi, Basidiomycota, Pucciniomycetes, Pucciniales, Pucciniaceae.
AUGAACGAGCGAAAUUAUUCCCAGUUGCCCCUGUUGGAUCUCCAGGAACCGUCGGCCACAUCGUCCAAUAGGAUGAAGACCAAGCCGAAAUCGUAUCUACGCUUGUCGCCAUGGACGAGUUGGAAACGGCGCUUCGUGGUCUUCCCCACCCUGGUCUUGAUAGCGCUGGUGACGAUACUCUGGUGGAUGGAUGCUGAUCUGACGAAGAGAAACGACCGGUUGCAAACAUCCUCCGAACUAACGAGCAUCAAGAAGCAGGCGCAGAAAAAGCCGCCAGUUCAAACAGAGAAGCUCUCAGUACCUCAAGGUCCAGCUCAUGAGCUUCGAUAUCUGAGCUAUCUGCCUCAUUCAGGCUUUCACAAUCAAAGGAUCGCACUCGAGAAUGCACUCACGCUCGCCAAAGUUCUAAACCGCACAUUGAUCAUCCCUCCAUGCAUCCUUGGGACUGCGAUUCCAUGGGUCGAAUUCGAUAAACUUCUAAACAGAUUACGCACAAUCAGUUCGAUCGGAUAUGAAGACUGCUACUCAUCAGAAGACUCUGAGCAGAUGGUCUCUUCAAGGGAAUGUUUGAGUCAACCUCAAGGAACCUGGGUCGGUUGGAAAGAAAUCAUCAACAUGGAUGAAAUUAGGAAAUCGGUCAAGAUUAUUGAACGCAAGUCAUUCGAGGAGGAUUGGCUAUUCAAGAGACUCGGGAUCAAGAAACCAGCCGGUAAAAUCCAACAAAUCAAGGAAGGAACGAUUUAUCAGUACAAGUUUCUCGUCCGUCCAAGUCGCAAGAAAGCCGGAAAGAAAGUGGCAGAAAAGAAAGUCGAGCUAGGGAAAUUUGAUACGUUUAUCGAUGUUUAUGAACACUUUGGCAACUCGGAUGCCAACUUGAUCGAAAUCGGUUCACUCUUUGGCACCAGUCGAUUGAAGAUUACCAACGAUCCGCUUGCUCGACAAGCUCGAUCUGAAUUUCGACGAGCGAUGGUCUUCAAUAAUCCAGUGCUAGACAAGCUGUCCAGACGAAUAGCUUCUCAACUCUUCCACCCUCCCACUGGAUACUUGGGCGUCCACGUAAGAGUAGGAGAUAAUCUGUUUAGAUCACACGCAAGUGAGACUGUCUCUACGAUCAUAAACAAAAUGGUCACAGAUCAUUUGAAGCUUCCUCUAAGCACACUUCAAGAAGCACUACGCCAGUCCGAUCUCCAAGACUACCGACGACAGUCUGCAAUGCUCGUCAGUGACCAGCCUCACGUGGCUUGUCGGGGGCCAAAACAUACAAAGCCAAAUCUUCUGAAGUUCAACCAGCCAUUAUUUCUUGCGACUGAUUCACCCUUGCCUCAGGUCGAACCGGCUCUGAAGACGUUCUUCAAGGCUUUUCCGUGUACUUACUUAUUGAACGACUUUCAACUCUCCUCAAUAAACGAUAUCAGACUUUCUGAAGAUCAUCAGGCUGAAUCGGAUCCUGCCAUCGGGAAACUGAUGAUCCCCUUCCUUGAUGCGAUGGUCGCUGCUAGGGCUACUUCCUUCGUUGGGACGCCUGGUUCGACUUUCAGUGACUUCGUCAACAACGUCCUAUUCCAGAAUUAUCACAACUUGUCAAUCAUCGAAUUUGGGUGA